GCCGAGGGAGUAAAUGCAAAACGGGCGAAAAAGAUGCACAAGAGCUGCAUCAGUUCUUGUCGGCAAGGAACAAAAAACAUUGUGUUCGUGAAUGGGAGCGGGUGAGCUCAGGCACAAGGCGAGUGCAAUGAGAAACCAGGCAGACUCCAGCCGCUGGUGUUGCUGAGCACCAAUCCUCUCUCGCUCUGUCUGUGUCUGUCUCUGCCAGCGAGGACUGAGCCCGGUGUGCGACGUGGAGACUCCUCUGGUUGCUGCUUUCAGGGCUGUUCCCCUCCCUCCUGCCUCUGGUUGUGUUUGGGCUAUGGUCCUGACUGAGAAGCAGAGCAUCACCCAGAUGCAGGGCUGCGGCUGUUUGGGAGGUUAAGCCUAUAAACACCAGCAUGGGAGCCAAACAGAUGAAAUGGAGACGCAAACACACUCAUUCCUGCCUGUGCCCACCAUCUGUUCCAGUCUCAGCUCAGCCAGCCCUGCUCACUCUCCCAAAGAGGAGUAUGUUAUCACCCAGUCCACUGACACCCCUAAAGAAGAGGCAGUCCAUGAUCAGUCUGAGGACCAGGGGGAACCUCGGGAUGACAAAUCUGAGCUGACAGAGAAGAAAUCUGUCACAGAGGAGGUGUCUCUGUGUGGAUUGUGUCCCUCCCUCGGGCACGAUGGGCAGGAGGAAGAGAAGUCGUGGGAGGAGCAGCUGGAUGCCCACCAGGAGCAGCUGGAGAAGGAGAUGCAGGAGGCCAGGAGGAUGGUGUUCCGCCUACAGGCUUUGCUGCUCCACGGCUCCCUCCCCGAGGAGGACCAGGACGGAUCUGUGAGCUUCGGAGAUAACCGGGCCAACGCUGAACAGCAGCUGGUCCUAAUCCGCAGUCGUCUGGACCAAAGCACAGAGGAAGCCCUUGAUCUCAAGAGGGAACUCAUGAGACACAAACAGGAGGCACGCCACCUUCAGGCCAUCAAGGAUGCUCUGCAGCAGCGACUGGCAGUGCAGGAGGACGCUGUGCUGCAGCUCAAGCAGGAGCUACUGAGGUGCAACAUGGCCAAAGAUCAGCUGGAAGGGGAAAAUGCAGAGCUUAAACACAAGUUGAGUGAACGGAGCAAAUUACUCGCUGAAUAUGAGCAGCAACUUGGGAGGAAGGACAGGAUACUGCAGCAGCAGCAGCAGAAGCUCGAUGAAGCUCAAUAUAAAGCACAUGAAGUCAGCCUCGGACGGCCAUUUCGGGGUGAAAGCGGUGGUUACAGUAACUCAGUGGCUUCGACAUCUCCUACAGCGUUCCAGCACAGCGCACCGGGGGAAGAGCUGCAGCUGGUCAGGGAGGCACUACGUAGUUUGAGGGACAGCUUUUCUGGCCACGACCCCCAACAUCACACCCUGGACACCCUGGAGCAGGGUGUGUCCAGUCUCAUGGACCGAUUACACUCUUUGGACACCCAGCGCAGACAGGACAGAGGGGAGGAAUUCAGAUCACCGGGACGCAGAGCAAACUCGACAGACCGUGACUCCUGGCCACCGAGCUCAAAAAUGGCCCACUCACACAGCAGCCCUGGAUUGGACACCGCCGUCUCCACUAAAGUGCUCUACUUCACCGAUCGCUCCCUCACUCCGUUUCUGAUUAACAUCCCAAAAAGGCUGGGUGAGGUGACACUGCGAGACUUCAAGGCUGCUGUGGACAGACAAGGCAGUUUCAGAUACCACUUCAAGGCCCUCGACCCAGAGUUCGGCACAGUGAAAGAGGAGGUGUUCCAGGACGGAGCAGUCGUGCCCGGCUGGGAAGGGAAGAUUGUUGCGUGGGUGGAGGAGGACCACGGAGAGAGGAGGUAGAGCUGAAAAACCAGAGAUCACCACUACAAACCUCAGUUGUUCCCACUGGACCAGGAUUCCACUGAAAAUACUUGUGAUGCCAUAAUAGAGAAAAGUUAUAAAUCGAUUAACUGGGACCAGCAGAUACAAUGCCAUUUCGAUAUAAACCAUGUUUUGAAAGCGAAUGUUUCAUACGGAGAACUUGAAUUGACAUUAGGGUACCAGCUUUUUUUUUUUUUUUCAAGGAAUUAAUAUUAGACACUGUUUGCAGCUGAUAAAUUAACAUACGGGACUACAGAUUAAAGGUCAGUAAUGUGAUACUUGAAACUGAACUGAAUUAUAAAAGAAAGUCAACGUGAUUUACAAUAACUAACAUGUUACAAGCUGUGCUCUGAAAAGCUGUACUCACUGCAUAAUAUGCAAACCUUAAAAGUGUUUACUGACAUUUUUCACAUGUUCCAGAUUGCCAAAUAGUGAUGUUGUUGUUCUGCAUCAAUUUUGAUGUUUUAAUAAACAUGAAUUAUUG
Molecule: messenger RNA, 2315 nt
Organism: Chelmon rostratus (copperband butterflyfish)
Lineage: Eukaryota; Metazoa; Chordata; Actinopteri; Chaetodontiformes; Chaetodontidae
Gene: dixdc1a
Product: DIX domain containing 1a
Exons: 16
Coding region: 401-1810 (469 amino acids)
Biological process (GO): canonical Wnt signaling pathway
Cellular component (GO): cytosol
Source: RefSeq, a predicted model, not a curated record